Messenger RNA from Colletotrichum tamarilloi, 801 nucleotides. Its product is annotated as ubiquitin-conjugating enzyme. Bases 1 to 801 code for a protein of 266 amino acids. Lineage: Eukaryota; Fungi; Ascomycota; Sordariomycetes; Glomerellales; Glomerellaceae. The transcript has 4 exons. The record is from RefSeq and is a predicted model, not a curated record.
AUGAGUGUAAGCUACCCCGCCAUCGGCCGAGACACCAAGCUGACUAGGUACGUACUUUUCCACCCCGAAGCAGAACACCACUGCCAAUCUGGAAACGACAUCGUCGCCAACAUCAUCACCAACCUCGACACUCUGUCUGCCAUUUCUGCUACCAGUAUCCGACCCCCACCAUCCAGCUAUUUUUCGAGAGCUUACAACCUUGAGGGUUCCCGGUUCCCACUCGGCAAAGCUCACCGAUCACCUACCCAAACUCAGUCCCAGCAUCAACACUCCAGAAUACACAACCAACACGCAACAUCGCCCAUCAUGUCGAGCAAGCGCAUCGCCAAGGAACUAACCGAAGUCACCACGACCCCUCCCACGGGCAUGACAAUCACCCUCGCCCGCGACUCCGACCUCCACGCCUGGCACGUCUCCCUCACCGGCCCCGAAAACACCCCCUACGCAGGCGGCACCUUUGCCGUCCUCGUCGACCUCCCUAAGGACUACCCCUUCAAGGCCCCCGUCGUCAAGUUCGCCACCCGCAUCUACCAUCCCAACAUCACAAACGACGCCAACGGCAACAUCUGCCUCGGCAUGCUCAAAUCCGAAAACUGGAAGCCCGCCACCAAGCUCGCCGCCGUCCUCGAGGCCGUCCGCUCCCUCCUCGUUGAACCCCUGCCCGACGACCCCCUCGAGGCCCGCAUCGCCGACGAGUUCAAGAAUAACCGCCCCGAGUUUGAGAAGAAUGCAAAGCAGUACGUCACGCGCUACGCAAAGGGCCCGGCUAGCUUUGCCGCCUCUGAAGCGCCUGCCAAAUGA